This is a messenger RNA of Aspergillus melleus, 1077 nucleotides long. RefSeq lists its product as uncharacterized. The transcript has a single exon. NCBI's taxonomy places the organism in Eukaryota, Fungi, Ascomycota, Eurotiomycetes, Eurotiales, Aspergillaceae. Bases 1 to 1077 code for a protein of 358 amino acids. The record is from RefSeq and is a predicted model, not a curated record.
AUGUCUUCUAGACAUCGGUCUCCUUCCGCCCAAGAGUCUUCAACAGACUCGGUGUCUAACGUCUCUACUCCCGCGACUUCGGUGUCUGCGCCUUCCGUGAGAUCUCCAGUUCUGGAAGUUCAGCCCCUAGUCUUCCCGCAAGCCAGCCCAGAACCGCAGCCCCUGAUGUAUGAUCGGGAAGCAUAUAUCCCAGUGGGUGUUCUGAGAAAGCGCACUGGCCCAAUCACCGCGGCUUGGGCAACAGAGGACUCAACGGACAACUACCCCGAGGCCGAGGUCGCUUUAUUAGAGGAGAAUCAAUGGAUCUGGACCAGCAUCUUUGCCUACCACCGAUUUCCCGACUGGAGCUUUGUUCGUGUAUAUGUUCUACCCGAUGACCGAGGUCGUGGGGAGAUUCCACGUUCGAGCACGGCUUUAAGGCGCGCGCUUAAGGCUGUCAUGUCCCGAAUCGACCAGUCGCCUCACGCAUGGUCCGGGUACCUCCCUGCGGAUUGGAAUCAGAACCAGCGCGUCAACGACAACUCGCAAGACGAGUCAUUAUGGUAUAUUUUCAACACACUCGAGAACCCGGCGCCCCAAGUCGAGACGAUGAAAGACCCGUACGCAAAGAGCGCCAUGCAGGCCUUAUUGUCUGCUGCGAUUCCUGACAAUGGUGAUGGCAAAGAGGUAAUAUCACAAGCCACCCCCGCUGUGAUGGGUCUCAAAACGCCCCUGUAUCCAUACCAGUGCCGUUCAGCUGCUACGAUGGUUCAGCGAGAGGCGGAACCGGCACAGAUGCUAGAUCCACGACUGCAGAAGUUCACCACUCCAACAGGGCGCGAGUACUAUUACGACAAGGAGGAAGGCAGUAUUGUUCACGAGAAAAGGAUGUACUCAGAGGCUUGUGGAGGUAUGGUAAUCCAAUAUCUGCCAAUUGCCUUUUGGCAACUUCUGACUUUGUUUUCUCCCUCCAGGCAUUCUUGCAGAAACUAUGGGCUGCGGAAAAACUUUGAUUUGUUUGGCUGUUAUCCUGGCGACACGUGGACAUUUCCCUCAGAUCCCCUUGGAGUACCAGGAGAUGACGAAUCCUGUCCGUGA